AGCCUCCAUAGAAAUGGCGGCAAGUUCUAAACAAUUAUUUUUGGGGCUUAUUGUUCUGGUUUUGUUACAGAAGAAUGAAGUUUAUGCAGCAAAACUAAAUGCCCCAAAAGUUCUUUUACCUUACUGCAGUUCAGUUGUUGCUAACUAUACUUUAGAAGUCGAGUUUUCUCCAGAGGAAUCGAAAUCGGCAAAUUGUUACAGAUGGCGGUCCACCCGACAAGAUGUUGCCCAAGUACAGCUUAUAGACAGUCCAGAUGGUGAAUGUUCCAACAAAGCGGUCGUGUAUGUCAUCUCAAAAAGUGCUCACCAGAUGACCACAGUGGUGCUGGCAGAAAACUGGGUGACGGGUGAGAUUCUGAAAUGCAAUGUGAUUGUGGAUGAGAUAUCUAAACUCCUCAUUGAUACCACCACGCGACUGCUCUAUCUGGAAGACUCGCCAGAAGAACUCACUGUUCGAGGGUACGACACUGAAGGAAACAUAUUUUCCAGUCUUGAAGGACUGAUAUUUGAAUGGAGUUUGGUGUCGGACACAGAGACAGGGCAAGCUGUUAUGGAUGCCCACAAUAUUUUACGAAUCAAAAGAUUUGCUGAGUCACAUUAUACAGCUCCACAUCAUAUUGCUACACUAGAGCAGCGUGGACUACAAGGGGACACAAUUCUGGUGGAGGGAAUCCGAACAGGAAGUGCUAAAGUCUCUACAAGACUCAAAGAUUCUCAGUAUAAAAGUUCUGUGCCGAUUGACGAUGUGCGCAUCAUGGUGAUUGCCAACCUGAUGCUGAGUCCACCGGAGGCGUAUGUGCUGAAACACGCCCAGGUGAAGUACUUGGUUGAGCUGCUGAAACACAACAAGCUGACGGAGAUCAAGAUGCCGUCCUGCCAGUACUACCUGGAGGUGGUCGACGCCCUCAUCUGCAAGCUCAACAAGAAGACGUCCAUCGUCACCGCUGAGGAGCUUGGCACGACCGAGAUCGUGCUCAAAGACAAGAAUAUUCAUGUGACUGAGUUUUUCCGACAACCUUCUGCUGUUCUUCAUGUGGUGAAUCCAGGAUAUUUGGCAUUUGUCGUUCUGCCUACCAGAAAGUGGGUGUUGGAGACUGGACGUGAAUAUGAAGUCCUCAUUGAGGUGUAUGACAAAGACAGUCACAAGAUAUUUCCAUCAAAUAAUCUUAGGCUUACUGCAAAUUUUGUGCCUUCCUAUUUCAAAGUACUGUUUUCGACGAAUAAUGGAACGUACCAUCAUGUGAAGACUCUUAAGAAAGGCUACACUGACAUUGACGGAGAACUGAAUUCUGUCAUUAGGGAGGAUGGUUCAGUAUACGAUAUAUUUCCAAAGAUCAAAGGAAGCCAAGAAGUGGAAAUCUAUGACCCUAUAUCUGUUACUCCACCUGUACUGUUCUUUCCGUGGGACCCGGUCACUCGCUGUAAUCACAAGUACAAAAUACAGGCGUCAGGGGGCAGUGGUGAGUAUGUAUGGAGCUCCGCGGACAGCAGUGUUUCGACAGUCAACAUUAAGGGUGAGGCUGUGACCAUGGGACUUGGUACUACUAACAUCACGGCUGCUGAUGCCAAGAAUUCCGCCCACACUGGGACUGUGACCGUUCAUGUUCUGCCACCACAUGAACUGGUGUUUCCUCCUUCCAAAGUUGAAGCUGUGAUCGGGUCCAUGCUACGACUUCCCCUACAGGUGUCAGCACUGUUUGAAGGAGAGAAAUUGACUUUCUUUGAUUGUCGCAACAUGCCACUCAACAUAACAUUCAGUGAUAACUCUGUAUUUACACAAGAUUCAGGUAAGACAUCCAUACCAGCGGAUGGUUGUACAACACUUAACUUCAAAGCUGUUCGUCAAGGUCACACAGAGGUCACUGCAAGAUAUCAGAUUGGGAAAGUUACUCUUCAAGCAUCUCUGACAAUUGCUGCGUACAAUCCACUCAAGCCGGUUGAUCCAGAGACGGAGACUGUAAUAGUGGCGGCAUCCUCCAAAGAAGUCUUAUUCAAGGGUGGACCUCAACCGUGGGUGUUGGACUCUUCCAAGUACUUCCAAUCAUUGUCAGGCGAGAAACCAACAGUGCUUAUGAUAGAGAAAGUGACAGUGUUUAAUGUGAACAGAGGAUUCCAUGCAUUCACUGUACUGUGCAAGGACUUUGGUGAUCAGAGACUUACACUGACUGUGGGAAAUCAUAAAACUGCCAAAAACCAGUUUCCUGACUCAGCAGAAGCCAGUAUUAGAUUUAUGUGUGCCAAGCCUGUUGAGCUACAUCUCCUACCUGUGAUGCAUUCUGAUCCAUCUCUACCACCAUGUCCAGUUACCCAGGAAACACACAAUCCAAUCCCAAUUCUUUGUAACAAAGAGAGAGAUAUCGAGGUGAUUGUGACAGACAGCAGUGGGCGAAGGUUUGACAAUAUUUCAUCUCUAGCCAUUGACUGGACAAUCUCCAGCCGCAAUCUUGCUACCAUCCCGCAACCAGCCAACCUCCACACAGAUGCCAACACUACACCUGAAGGAAGGAAAAUUGUUAAAGCAUACCAGAAGCUGGUUCCCAACGGUAAAACGGGCAGUGUAAUAGUCACAGCUACAAUAAACAGCUACAAACAACACAGUCUGAAGGUGGCUGGGAGCUGGGUAGAGGCUCACAUUCAUCCAUCGAUAAGCAAAUCACUGGAGCUGCAGUUAGUAGAAAAAGCUUUUAUUCAUCCUGAUACAGUAUCUGUUUUCAAUCAUCCAUCAAACAAGGUUGAGAUGGAAGUCAAUCAUGGGUCUGGAUAUUUCUACAUUGAAGAGUUCAAGUCGCACAUCUUGUCUGUUAAAUAUGAUAUCAAGUCUAAGGCCAUCUUGAUUCGUCCUCAGAAUGAUGGCUCUCACAGUUUCACCCUGUAUGACUUGUGUCUGGAUGUGGUAGAACACCCCGUGGCCACGGUUCAUAUCGCUGGUGUGGGCAGCAUUCGAGUUGUCACACUCGACAAGGUGGAAGUUCGGAAGGAGUUGUUAGUGCGUGUCCAGGUUCUUGACAUUCAUGGAAACAUGCUUCUCUCAAGCCUCUUCUCUCUGAUGGGUCUCAAACUGGAGCCAUCUUCGCAGAUCGUUUCUCUCAGACCUACGGUUGGAGAGAAAGACGACAAGGUUACUAGUCUCUAUACUUUGUAUGGUAGUGCGAUUGGUCACACAACGCUGACUGCGAUGGCCAAAUUACCAAAUGGACAGGUCAUUUACAGUUCACCCACUCCAGUCGAAGUUUUUCCACCUUUACGGCUGGAACCCAAAAAUAUUACUAUCAUCAUUGGAGCCAAAUUUAAGGUUUUAGCAGUAGGUGGUCCCCAGCCACAAAGUACUGUUGAGUUUUCUAUAGUGGAUGGAAAGAUAUCAUCUGUAUCAUCUAAUGGCCUGCUUGAAGCUCUGACACUAGGAACAACCAGAGUGAUCGGGAAAGCUGUCGGCAAUGACCCCUUGACGGGUGAAUUGGUUGUAUACUCUCAGGAUGAAGCUAUUGUAAAUGUUGUGCUGUUGAAAGGUGUUCGAAUAUUUGCUCCUUUAACUCGUCUACAAACUGGAACUAAGAUGCCUGUAUACGCCAUGGGAUUAAAUGAACAGGAGACGCCAUUUUCCUUCGGGAGUUCAGUUCCUCCACUGAGUUUUACCUGGUCUGUAAACAGCCGCCAAAUUGUCACGCUCAAACCGGUAUACCACAAGAGUGGGAUUUGGCUUACAAAUGAGUACAAUUUUGCUCAGCAGUUAUUUGCUGUUAAUUCGGGUCACAUGACACUGAAGCUGGAGGUGGAGCCACUAAAAGGAUAUGAUAAAGUACAGAUUCCAGGAAAUGUAGUUCUCAAAGAUGAAGUCCAGAUUCAGGUUUUUGAAAAGUUGACCAUGCUGAAUCCCAGUGUGUGUGAUGGACAGAUUCUUGUAACUCCAAAUACUGAAACUGUUAUUAGAACAAACAGGGAUUUAGAUGCACAGGUGAACUAUGAAGUGUUUGGUCAGAGUAAAGGCAUUGCUAUAGUCACAGUGAACAACAAUGGUCUACUGACAACUGGUCCAAUACCUGGCACGGCCAUUAUUCACAUCACAGCACAAGAAGAGUUUGGUAUUAAUCAAACAAUGGUCAUUCUCGUCAAGGUGAAGACUGUAUCAUACAUGAUGCUGAAUGCAGACACUGUACUGCGGACAACAUCAAAACACCUCACCAGCAUUCCCGUGGGAACCACACUACAGUUCUCAGUCAGUUACCAUGAUGACCUGGGCGAGUCGUUUUAUACGACAAACUUACACCUGAACUUCAGAUGUAGCAGAUACGAUUUGCUGCAUGUUUCCAAAGGUAAUGACAACAGCACAUUGGUGGUGAGGACCAUUGAACCAGGACAAACUAUUCUAAAGGUGUGGGACAAGCAGAACCCAUGGAUGGCGGACUACAUAAACAUUCCGAUUGGGUUUGCCGUCUCCCCGUCACAGGCUCACUUCACACUGGGUUCCGUCAUCUGCUUCAACACACCCCUCGUCUCGGAGACAGGUCAUUUUGGAACAUGGAAGUCAAGGAAUCCCUCCAUGAACAUUAAUUCAGAGAAUGGCAUAGCAACGGCAGAACGACUCGGCAAAACAAGUAUUGUAUAUAAUGUUUCCACCGACAUCACUACGUACAGGGAGAUAAUUGUGCAGCCUAUAUCAACAGUAACCCUUGCAUGUCCAGUAAAAUACCUCACCAAUGUGCUUGGAUCUAGCGAUGCUGUCAACUUUCCAGUGAUGUUUCGGAAAUGGGCCAAACAUUUUUGCUUCUUCUGGAGAAUUGUUGUAGUUGUUCAGGUAGUCUCCCUCAGCUGCUGUGAAAACUGCAGUGCCCUUGUGAAACAGAAGCACUAUACUCCACCCAGUGUGCCCUUCAACUGCCAUCUGGAGUUUACAACUCACAUGCUGGAUAUUAACAUUGACGAGGUCUUCCAUGUUUUUGCAGCAUUUGACACAGAUAGAGCAGAGCACGUAUGUCGUGUAUCACAGGUCAUCAACAAGCAGAGUCACAAAAUGAGCACACUGAACACACAGGUUCACCUGAAGGCCACCGUUUUCAAUCAAGGGGAACAACCACAGGUGGAGUCACUGCCAGUUACUGUUGAUUUCUAUCCAGCAUUCUAUGUGCAUAACGAAGAUGUCAAGUUAACAACAAUAGCACCACUGUCUUCAAUUCGAGUGUCGACACUUUCUUCACAGGCAGAAUCCAUUGAGAUAUCUGUGAGUGACUCCUCUCUUUUGAUGGCACUGAGUCCAGAACAAGACAGCCAAUCAGGAUCUGUCAUUUUGUAUCCAAUCAGAUUACUGGAAUCAUUGUCAUUAUGGGAACGUGAAAAUCUGGACCUUUGGAUUGAACUAACUGGAACACUGACUGGACAGAAAGUUGAAAUUCCAGUGUAUGUUAAAGUGAUUGGUGAAAAACCAGGUUAUGAACAUCUGAACAAGAAUUAUCGGGAUGUUUCCUGGAGUUAUUUGUUGCGUAACUUCCUGUUCGCAUAUCAGUCAUGGUUUGCUACUCUUGUGAUUGUGCUUAUUACUGGGGCUGCAGUUCUCUUUGGUUAUCAGAUUGUUUUAAAAUCUCGCUUCCAAACUGUACCAGGCAAUACUUCAUUUAUGUCAAGCGGUCAGCUUGUCCAGCACAGUCCAUCUGGUUAUUUGCAGAACUCACCAAUGUCAGGUUCUCCGUAUCCAAUUCCCUCAUCACCAACAUCACCAAGAUUGUGGUCCGUGAACUAUAACCAACAAGAUCGCUCCCCACUGCGCAGGUCGCCAUACUACAAGUCCUGAUGAAACAGUUGGCUUAGUUUUUCUAAUAGACUUACUUCUUCCAACAAACAGUAAAAUUGACAGCUGAAAAGAAUUGCUAUAGAUCAGGCAAUGUGUUGGCUACAAGACUUAGCUGGUUGAACAAAACUGCCAUUUAACCGAGAAUAUGUUGAUACAAGUCUUGCAAAUUUGAAAAGGAUUGCCGUAAGUCAUGAAGAUGUUAUGCAAGUCUUGCAGAUUGAUAAUGAUUGCCAAUAAAUCCUGGAAUAUGUUAAAAGUUACGAGACUUGCCAAUUAAUAAGGAUUGCCAAUUACCUCAAGUUGUGUAAUAUGUGAGAAAUACAAGUUUUACUGAUAAGGAUUGCAGUAUGUGUCAUGGACAUGAUGGACUAAAUACAGAUGAACAGUGCUGGAUUAACAAUGUGGCAGGUAUAGCAAGUGCUGUGGGCCCCAUGCAUUUAAAGAUAUUGCACACUGACUUUUUAUCUUCUUUUAAAAAAAAAAAAAUUCACAUGGUCACAUUAUUUUUAUUAAUUAGUGCUACUGACUGCAGUUAGAGGUUAUUUUAUUUUUUUCAGUAUGUAAUCCUAUGGUAGUAUUUGAGGGGUUUUCGUUUAUUUUUGUUAAUAUGUAACAUUUAGUAUAGGGAUGGACAUUGGUAAUGUGCUACCGGCUUGCUACGGGCCCCACAGCUGCAUAAUGCGACACUUCAGAUGAUUUGAUGUCAUCAAUUUGUGUGCAGUGUUUUCUACAGUUUCAGCCUUAAAAACUACAGGCUAUAUUAAUAGUUGAAUUUCCUUUUUUUUAAAAUGUUUUCCAAUCAUGCAUGGUCAAGUAGUCAUCAAUAUUGGUACAUUCCCCAUACACUAGGUUUAUUGGUUUUUGUCAAAUUUGUUUUCACAAAAUUCAAAGUGAAAACGAAAAAAAAACCUGUAAAUGAUUUGAUUGUAAUUUUUAAUGCCAAGCUUGUGGAGGAAUAUGUUGACCGAAAUAUAGACUUACGUGAUUGCAAGAGACAAUUGUGAUUUUAUCAAACCGGUGGUUACCAGGGUAUUUUUAGUGUGAAUCUGUGAGUUGUGAUCAACAAAGCUUGAAUUUCCUUUCAUUUGUGUUAUAUGACAUUGUGAUGUACAAAUAUUUUAUAUGGAUAUGAGUUAUUUCACAGAAUGAUUAAUAUCUUGUUCUUGGUGUCUUUAAUGGUCAGGGCUAGCUCUGGCAGUCGCCAAAUUCGCCAGUUGCAAAUUUCGAAAUCAAGUGGCGAAUUUUAUUUUAAUUUGGCGAAAUAAUUGCAUGAAAUAAUUAACAUUUUGUUAAAAAAAUAACUGAAUUUUCUAUAAUUUUUUAAGUUUAGUAGAUAAUUUGACGAAAUGUUUUGCUGACCCAGAGCCAGCCCUGAUGGUAAAUAAGACAUUAUUAAACAGUAUGUAUAAGAGGUAAAUGAAGUCAGCAAUUUAUAAAAACAGUCAUGCUAUUCACAUAAAAUGUUCAGUUGUUGAGUACCAAAUCGAGAUAAAAACUUAUUUUUUGACAGUGAUGCUACCUGGUUAUUUAGUGCAACCAUUAAAUACAUCACUAUGUUUUUGCCUUGUGGAAUUUUGCGUGAUGAGCAAAGGAACAAAAUGUGAUGUAUUUUAUUAUCUAGACCUGUGAAAUCAGAGUUACACGUAUAAUAAUAAUAAAAAAGAACGGAGCUUUAAAUAAAAUAUAUUGUCCAAAACAAUCAGCAUUAUAAUCAAAUGUUUUUCACAAUGACAAUAUUUCAUUAACGAGUGCAAGAUCAUCAUCGUAGUGCAUUUCCCCUUAUUUCAAUAGACCGGUCCGAAUAUCCCAACAGGCAAUGAAAUCACUAUCAUUUUCUAUAUUCAUUUGGGUUUUACAUUUUUAUCUUUCUAAUCUCACUUUUUUUUUUGUUUCAUUCAAAAUAAACACCUAAAAAAGAAAAAGUUACUUUUGUUUAAAAGUCUUUUUGAUCUAAUAAUUUCAUUGUUUCCUGUAGGGAUUGUGUAGAAUUUUAAUUCUUAUCUUCAAGUUUGAUACCGACUUUCAUUUGCUACAUUAUGUAUGUUUACAGUUUGUUUCUUUUUUCUGAAUUCAUCAUAUUUACCCAAUUUGGAUAUUACAUGUUUGUUACAUGUUGUAAAUAAAGCAAGUAGUUGUAAAUAAUUUAAAUCAAACAUUAAUUUAGAUACAACGUGAUCAUUAUCAAGACUAAAUAAUUCUGCUAAAGUAAAUUGUGAACUGGUGUUGUUUUUCUUGUGCAUAAGUUUUUAGUUUUUGUUUUUUAAACUCUGGACCCAAUUUACGAAGCCUGAUUUUCUUAAAUGCAUUAUAAAUGUAUGUAGUUACACGCGUGUAAGACAUUAACUGGCUUUGUGAAUUCGGCUCUGUAAGUCUUUCAUUUUCAUGUGUGUGUGUGUGUGACUUGAAUUAAGGAUGUAAAUUAUAUUGUUUGUUUUUGUGAAAACAUUUUCAUUUGUCGCCAUAAAACAUCUCUGAGUUUGAGCUACUUUCUUAGCAUGAGUCUUUUGAAGUUAAGUACAUAAUUAUUUUAGAUAUAUUAACGUAUUCUUAUAUUAAUUAUUUGAGAUUUCCGUUUUUAAAACAUAUCUCCUGUCUUAUUAGCUGAUCACUGAAUGUGAAAAUAAAACCAUUGAUGGCAUUUCCAUUUCCAACAUAUGUCCAAAUUCUAGACUAAUUUAUACUUUUUGUAUUUUAAGUUUCUGAUACUGAUCCAAUUGACAAAAACGAUAUGAUUUUCUUAGCUUGAUUAAAUUAAAAACUCAACCGUUAUGUUCAUUGUUACAUGACAGCACUUUGAGCUGCAUUUGCAGAUUCUGAUGUCAUGCCAAGUUAUAGGUUUUCACAUGACUAGAUGGCUCACAAGACCAUCAGCCAUUAAUAUAAAAUGAUAAACAACAAAAACAGAGAAGCUUUAAAUGUACCUAUAUCCUUCAUCAUCAUUGUCAAAAUAAUUUCAUCACUUAGCCAAAAUAUAUGUACACAUUGGACUUUAUACUAAUAUUCACAAACUUUUGUUUGUUUUUGAAUUGGAAUUUUGAUGGAGUACUCCGUACUUUUGUAGAUGUAUUAAAUUGAAUUUUUUGUA
Gigantopelta aegis is the source of this 8867-nucleotide messenger RNA. RefSeq names its product nuclear pore membrane glycoprotein 210-like. Bases 14 to 5782 code for a protein of 1922 amino acids. The record is from RefSeq and is a predicted model, not a curated record. The transcript is spliced from 45 exons. Gene Ontology annotation, cellular component: nuclear pore. Lineage: Eukaryota; Metazoa; Mollusca; Gastropoda; Neomphalida; Peltospiridae.